Messenger RNA from Mesorhabditis spiculigera, 279 nucleotides. The record is from the annotation of a GenBank genome assembly. Lineage: Eukaryota; Metazoa; Nematoda; Chromadorea; Rhabditida; Rhabditidae.
AUGGAGCGGUGUGGGCUACUGGCAGUAAUCCUUCUCCUUCUGCCCCUUCUCUGCUCUUCACUCUUCAUCCCAGAUGGAAGAUAUCGACGGAAUGAUCGAACGUUUGAUCUCGAUCUGGGGAUUCGGGAUCGGAGAUGGCCCCAACAGCAGACGGUAAUGACGAAAACCCUCUACCUUCCGAAAGAUAUGGCGCUCAGAGAUUUGACGUAUUCGAAUGUGGACCGGUACCGUGUAUGCUUCCUCUCCCCGACACAAUGCUAUUUGCCACCAUCAAGGAGA